Molecule: messenger RNA, 546 nt
Organism: Asterias rubens (European starfish)
Lineage: Eukaryota; Metazoa; Echinodermata; Asteroidea; Forcipulatida; Asteriidae
Product: hepatic lectin-like
Exons: 1
Coding region: 1-546 (181 amino acids)
Source: RefSeq, a predicted model, not a curated record
AUGAAUCUAUUGUAUUUGAGGGUGAUCCUUCUUGGAGUCUGUUGUGUUCGUCCGUUGGCUGCAACCCACCCUUCUGAUGGACACCGAUACGGCGAGUCAAGUUACUUCAUUGUUAAGGAAAAGGUAGAUUGGUACCGAGCAAAGUACAUUUGUGCGGAGUCACGAGCAAACCUGGCUGUGCCAAAGACGCAAUCCGAACAGGAUUACAUAUGGGAACUAUUCCUAAAAGAGUUUGAUCAAAACCCUUCUACCGAUCUCUGGAUUGGUUGUAAUGACAUCGAGGAGGAGGGAAAUUGGCAGCACUGUCCGUUGAAGGGUGAGACCAACGCCUUUGAGAAUUGGGCUGAAGAGGAACCUAAUAAUGACUAUGGAGCAGAUUGUGGAUCGCUAUGGGUUGAUAGGAAUGGUAAAUGGGAUGAUUACCCGUGCAAUGAAGAAAUCUACGCAGUUUGUGAGACCACUGUCAGCAACACCCCGAAAUUCUGCCUUCAGACCGGCAAAGACGGCCGCCUUGUUUCCCCGGAGCAUUCUUCAACGCAUCAUUAA